AUUCUCAUCAAACGCUAUAACUUCUACACCUAUCGAGAGAGAGGCCUUGUCUGUGUUCUUAAAGAUGUCUGGAAAGAUUGGAGAUGCGAUUUCAGAUCAGGAUGCUAAAACAAUAAAAAUUAAAGGGAGAGUUGUCGUGAUGAAGAAAAAUGUACUUGCUUUUAACGAUUUCAAUUCUUCGUUUGUUGAUACGUUUGAUGAACUUGUUGGGACGAGAGUUUGUUUUCAACUCAUCGGUUCUCAACAUCCUGAUCCUUCAGAGAAAGGAUCGAAGGGCAAGCUGGGAAGUCCAGCAUACUUGGAAGAUUGGAUAGCAACGAUCACUGUUAUAAAUCCUGGCGAAUCAGCUUUCGAUAUAACAUUUGAUUGGGAUGAAGCUCAUGGAGUUCCUGGUGCAUUCGUUAUUAAAAAUUUCUAUGAUAGUGAGUUUUACCUCAAGACACUUACGUUACUAGAUGUUCCUGGCAACGGUGAUAUCCAGUUUAUCUGCAAUUCAUGGGUUUAUCCAGUUGACAAGUACACAAUGGAUCGCGUCUUCUUCUCAAAUAACACUUAUCUUCCUAGUGAAACUCCAGGGCCAUUAAUUGGGUACAGAGAAGAGGAGUUGGCUAACUUGAGAGGUAGUGGAACUGGAAUGCGCCUGGAAUGGGACAGAGUUUAUGAUUAUGAUUUCUACAAUGACCUGGGAGAUCCGGAUAGAAAUAUAAAGACUGCUCGUCCAGUACUUGGAGGAUCAACCGAGUUCCCUUAUCCUCGUAGAGGAAGGACAGGCAGACCACCUACACAGACAGAUCCUGCAACUGAAAGCCGACUACCAAGAUUUGUCUUGGACAUUUAUGUUCCUAGAGAUGAAAGCUUCGGACAUCUGAAGGAGUCAGAUUUUCUUUAUUUUGGACUAAGAGCCCUUGUUCAGUUUCUUCUUCCGGCAUUUGAAGCUAUAUUUGACAGCACUCCUAAUGAAUUUGACACUUUCGAUGACGUUCUUAAACUAUACGAAGGAGGAUUCAAGUUGCCAGAAGGCCCUUUACUUGAUAAUAUCAGGAAAAAUAUUCCCCCAGAACUGCUGAAUGAACUCAUACGCAUUGAUGCUCAAGGAUUUGCGAAAUUCCCUAUGCCAGCAGUUAUAAAAGAGGACCUGACUGCAUGGAGAACUGAUGAAGAAUUUGCAAGAGAAAUGCUUGCGGGAAUGAACCCUGUCAGCAUCGCUCUUCUUCGAGAAUAUCCUCCAAAGAGUAAGCUAAAUGUCGAAGUCUAUGGAAACCAAGACAGUUCUAUAACGAAGUUUCACAUACACAACCAACUCGAUGGGUUAACAGUAGAUGAGGCAAUGGAGACCAACAGGCUGUUUAUAUUAGAUCAUCAUGAUGCGUUGAUGCCAUACCUGAGUCGGAUAAAUGCUUCAACAAAGACAAUUUAUGCAACAAGGACACUACUUUUCUUGCAAAAUGAUGGCACAUUGAAGCCUUUGGUGAUUGAAUUAAGUUUGCCACAUCCAGAGGGUGAUGAAUAUGGUGCAAUUAAUAAAGUCUACACUCCUGCUGCAGAGGGUACUGUUGAAGGUUCCAUAUGGCAGUUGGCUAAAGCUUAUGUUGCGGUGAAUGACCAAGGCGUUCAUCAGCUCGUUAGCCACUGGCUGAAUACACAUGCAUCAAUUGAGCCAUUUAUCAUUGCAACCAAUAGACACUUAAGUGUGCUACAUCCGGUCCAUCGACUUCUACAUCCUCACUUUCGUGAUACGAUGAACCUAAAUGCAAGUGGCAGACAGAUCCUCGCCAAUGCUGGUGGUAUAAUAGAGCUGACCAUGUUUCCAGGAAAGUAUUCAAUGGAAAUGUCAUCUGCAGUUUAUAAGAGUUGGGUCUUUCCCGAGCAAGCCCUCCCUGCAGAUCUUAUAAAGAGGGGAAUGGCUAUUGAAGACUGUAAUUCUCCCCAUGGUCUUCGCUUACUGAUUGAAGACUAUCCUUAUGCUAACGAUGGCCUUGAUAUCUGGUCAGCAAUCAAAACAUGGGUUACAGAGUACUGCAACUUGUACUACAAGACUGAUGACAUGGUCCAAAAUGACAAUGAACUUCAACGGUGGUGGACAGAAGUUCGCGAAGUGGGACAUGGUGACAAGAAAAAUGAAGGUUGGUGGCCUAAAAUGCAGACUUGCCAGGAACUCAUAGACUCAUGCACCAUAAUCAUAUGGGUAGCAUCUGCUCUGCAUGCUGCAAUCAAUUUCGGACAGUACGAGUAUGCAGGGUAUAUCCCUAAUCGACCUACUCUAAGCCGUAGACCCAUGCCUGAACCAGAUACACCCGAGUAUGAGGAACUUAAGACAGACCCUGAUGGCGUAUUCUUAAAAACAAUCACUCCUCAGUUGACAACAUUACUUGACAUGGCAACCAUUGAAAUAUUGGCAACGCACCCUACUGACGAGGUAUAUCUAGGGCAAAGAGAUAACCCGGAUUGGACAAAAGACACUGAGGCAUUAGAAGCAUUUGAGAGGUUUAAUAAGAAGCUGGAGGACGUCGCGAAGAACAUUGAUGAUAGGAAUAAAGAUGGAAAAAAUAAAAACAGGAAUGGACUGGUGAAAAUCCCUUACACUUUGCUUUAUCCUACAAGUGAACCUGGACGUACAGGUAAGGGCAUUCCCAACAGUAUAUCAAUGUAGGCUGGGUUCAUUUGGAUACCAAGUCCUGAUCCAUUUCAUUUCGUAAGUCUCUGUUUUUCUGUUUUAGUUAUUUGCAUUGGUUGUCUUGUCUUCGGGCCGAGACUUCCAUAUCCUUUUUACUGCUUUUCCCGUUUUGGGCUUGUAUGGUCCGUUGGAUUUCUGGCUUUGCACUGUUAUCAACCUCGGCAAUAAAAUUUUAUUUCUACAAAAAAAGAAA
Molecule: messenger RNA, 2867 nt
Organism: Daucus carota subsp. sativus
Lineage: Eukaryota; Viridiplantae; Streptophyta; Magnoliopsida; Apiales; Apiaceae
Product: probable linoleate 9S-lipoxygenase 5
Exons: 9
Coding region: 65-2650 (861 amino acids)
Biological process (GO): lipid oxidation
Molecular function (GO): metal ion binding; protein binding; oxidoreductase activity, acting on single donors with incorporation of molecular oxygen, incorporation of two atoms of oxygen
Source: RefSeq, a predicted model, not a curated record